This is a messenger RNA of Pelobates cultripes (western spadefoot toad), 348 nucleotides long. The record is from the annotation of a GenBank genome assembly. Lineage: Eukaryota; Metazoa; Chordata; Amphibia; Anura; Pelobatidae.
AUGCCCACCUGGAGAACCAAUGGAUGGCUAAUUCAUGGAAGACCAGUGUGGGGAGGUGCAGAAUUAUGGGAGAAGAUCUGGGUGGCUGCCCAGACCCGACUGAUCCAAAUUGGACAUGUUGAUGCCCACGUAGCUACUAACUUGGAUGAAGAGAACCACAAUGCUGUAGCAGAUGAGCUGACAAGGAUCCGAAAUGUGAAAGCUAGUGACCCUGUAGAUCCGGUGCUGUUGAAGAUGGCAACCUGGGCCCAUGAAACUGGAGGGCACAGAGGAAACAAGGCCACAUUGGAGUGGGCACGAUCAAGAGGGAUGCCAAUCACCUUGGGACUAGUCACCACUGCUCAACAA